CAAAACUUGAAGCAUAUACACCGAUCAGUUCAAGUUAACAAAAGUGAUAAAAUAAAAGAGAUAUUCCCCUUCCAAUUAUACAAAAAAGAAGAAGAAAAAAAAAAGUUUACAUUAAAGGACGCCGUGGCAUCUAAAUUUUGACUUUUCAUCUAAUUUCUCAUCUAUUCAUAAUUACGAAAAAUGCGCGAAUGUCUAUCUGUCCACGUGGGUCAGGGUGGAGUACAAAUUGGCAAUGCUUGUUGGGAAUUGUAUUGUUUAGAACAUGGAAUUCAACCUGAUGGACAAAUGCCAUCUGACAAAACAGUCGGUGGUGGAGAUGAUAGUUUCAAUACAUUUUUCAGUGAAACAGGAGCUGGCAAACACGUUCCGCGAGCAGUUUUCAUAGAUUUGGAACCAACCGUCGUCGACGAAGUGAGAACAGGAACCUAUCGACAAUUAUUCCAUCCGGAGCAAUUGAUCACAGGAAAGGAAGAUGCGGCGAAUAAUUAUGCCCGAGGUCAUUACACAGUUGGCAAGGAGAUCGUUGAUUUGGUUUUGGAUCGUAUUAGAAAAUUAGCUGAUCAAUGUACUGGACUUCAAGGUUUUUUAAUAUUCCAUGCAUUUGGCGGUGGCACUGGCUCAGGAUUUACGAGCCUUCUCAUGGAACGUCUCUCGGUUGAUUAUGGGAAAAAAUCAAAAUUAGAAUUUGCCAUUUAUCCAUCGCCACAAAUUUGUACGGCAAUUGUUGAACCAUAUAAUUCACUAUUGACAACGCACACAACUCUAGAACAUUCAGACGCGGCAUUUAUGGUUGACAAUGAGGCAAUUUAUGAUAUUUGUCGACGUAAUUUAGAUAUUGAAAGGCCAACUUACACAAAUCUUAAUCGGCUAAUUGGUCAAAUUGUCUCAUCAAUAACGGCCUCAUUACGUUUUGAUGGUGCAUUAAAUGUUGAUCUCACAGAAUUUCAAACAAAUCUCGUUCCAUAUCCACGAAUUCAUUUUCCAUUGGCAACUUAUGCACCGGUAAUAUCGGCGGAGAAGGCUUAUCAUGAACAAUUAACCGUUGCCGAAUUGACAAAUGCAUGCUUUGAACCGGCAAAUCAAAUGGUGAAAUGUGAUCCACGUCGUGGUAAAUAUAUGGCGUGUUGUAUGCUCUAUCGUGGCGAUGUUGUACCCAAGGAUGUGAAUGCAUCAAUUGCCACAAUAAAAACAAAACGUACAAUUCAAUUUGUCGAUUGGUGUCCCACUGGAUUCAAGGUUGGAAUAAAUUAUCAGCCACCAACUGUUGUACCAGGUGGCGAUUUGGCAAAAGUGCAACGUGCCAUUUGCAUGUUGGCAAAUACAACGGCUAUUGCUGACGCCUGGAGUCGAUUAAAUCACAAAUUUGACGUAAUGUAUUCAAAAAGAGCUUUUGUCCAUUGGUACGUUGGUGAAGGAAUGGAAGAAGGUGAAUUUUCCGAGGCACGCGAAGAUUUAGCAGCAUUGGAGAAAGAUUACGAAGAAGUUGGUCUUGAUUCGGUGGAAGGCGAAGGUGAAGGCGGAGAAGAAUAUUAGAAUUCAAAUAAAUUUUCUCUGAGUUUAAAAAGAACGCUUAUCUUUAAAAGCAUUUUUUAUAUUUUGAAAGGAUUUUUAUACAGUUUUUCUCUUUUUUUUCUUAUAUUUUGCUGAGGAAUUAAAAAAAAAACUGUUUUUACGCCUUUGAAAACGUUUUCUUCUUUAUUUUUCGAAUUCUGAUUUGCUUCAUAUAAACAGGAAAUUCCUGAAAUUAUCCUCGCGAAUUUCAUGUCUAUUGAAUUUAGUCAUUUAGAAAUCGAUGUAUAAGAACGAUUGGGAAUUUUUAUUCAAUGUACGAACGAAACUGUAACUUAGCAGAAAAUAAAACUGUCUUUCAUUAAAACA
Leptopilina boulardi is the source of this 1878-nucleotide messenger RNA. Its product is annotated as tubulin alpha-1 chain-like. Bases 181 to 1533 code for a protein of 450 amino acids. Lineage: Eukaryota; Metazoa; Arthropoda; Insecta; Hymenoptera; Figitidae. Gene Ontology annotation, molecular function: GTP binding; structural constituent of cytoskeleton. Gene Ontology annotation, cellular component: cytoplasm; microtubule. Gene Ontology annotation, biological process: mitotic cell cycle; microtubule cytoskeleton organization. The transcript is spliced from 5 exons. The record is from RefSeq and is a predicted model, not a curated record.